AAAGCGAUCUGAACACAAGCCCCUCCGGCCGGGGUCUCCGACCGCCCACAGCAGGCACAACGCGGUGGGGAACCAGGAAGCUCCGGAGGCGCCCGCUGCUGCGGUCCUCCAGGGGCCUGGCGCAGGCACCGGCCUCUCUCCCGGGGGUUCGCCCGCGCGGUCUGCCUCGUCCGCUCCGCUUCCCGGGCCCCACGCCGGGCCGCAGGGUCGGGGAUGCCGCGGCCGGCGCCAUCCCUCGGGACCCGAGCGCUUGGACCUCAAACCCGCUCUCUCCACGGCGACCGCGCACGCGCCAAGGCCGCGACCCGGAAGGGCUCCGCCGGCCGCGGUGGCGACCCGGAAGCUGCUCCCGGCGUUGGGGCGAGAGGGACAAGAGCUUAUGAGGCGAGGCUCUGGAGAAUCGCUGUUGCCGGGACGAUGGCGGGGACGGCUCUCAAGAGGCUGAUGGCUGAGUACAAACAAUUAACACUGAAUCCUCCAGAAGGAAUUGUGGCAGGCCCCAUGAAUGAAGAGAAUUUUUUUGAAUGGGAAGCAUUAAUCAUGGGCCCAGAAGACACCUGCUUUGAGUUUGGUGUUUUUCCUGCCAUCUUGAGUUUUCCGCUUGAUUACCCACUAAGUCCCCCAAAGAUGCGAUUUACCUGUGAGAUGUUCCAUCCCAACAUCUACCCCGACGGGAGAGUCUGCAUCUCCAUCCUGCAUGCCCCCGGUGAUGACCCCAUGGGCUACGAGAGCAGCGCUGAGCGGUGGAGCCCUGUGCAGAGCGUGGAGAAGAUCCUCCUGUCGGUGGUGAGCAUGCUGGCAGAGCCCAAUGACGAAAGCGGAGCAAACGUGGAUGCUUCCAAGAUGUGGCGGGAUGAUCGAGAGCAGUUUUAUAAAAUCGCCAAGCAGAUUGUACAGAAGUCUCUGGGGCUCUGAGGUCCAUGCCCGCGUGUGGACCUGUGCACAGACCCACACACCAGCUAGUGGUUUCCAGCCUUUCUCCUGGGAAUGAUCAGUGACGCUGAUACUCUGUGCUAGCACCAAAAAAGGCAGACUUGCAGAACCACAUCAUCUAUUUUGUUGCCCAACUUUCCCACCCCAAGUAGGCUUCUCCUCUGAAAUUAUGAUUAUGUAGAGUAACGACAGCCCGAUGCAGUUGUAAGUAUCCCUUGGGAGGGCCGGGCGGGUUGUCAGCCCUGGCAGCCUUGCCUGUCCUGGCUGAAGAGCCUGCAGGCCCAACAGCCGUGACCCCCUCAAGCAGUGGGCAUCCCGUGGGUCCCCUCCCCUGGCUGAGCAAGCAGGGGAGGGCUGAAUGUGCCAAACUUGCAGUGGGUCAGAAGCCGCGCUGCUCUUUCCAAAAAAGUGGGUCCUUGUGGCAACAGCCGAGGGGCCGGGCCGGGCGGCUCUCUGUACCGAGGCCCCUCCUGUUCUCGCGUCUGUUAUUUCAGAUCCUACGAGCAGAUGUUUAUCUUACGAUCAGUUACGUCCUUUUCAUUGUUGUCUAUUACAAACCAUCACAUUUAGAAAUAUUUUCAGGAAAUAAACGCUUUUUAAAAAUGUAGAUUAAUGAAAAAUGGGUUACAUAAAAAAGUUUACUGCUGGUCAUAAAAACCGAUAGUUCCUUUUUGAUCACAUUUGUCAAAGAUUGAUAAUUAUGUCUUAGUUACUAGUGAGUUUUUAGAGCAGGUAUGUAAGAGGUGUGAAAUUUUAUGAAGAUUUCUUCUGGGUCUACAGGAGUUUUUCUUUUCCAAUCUAGAAACUGGGAAGUUCUAAGGUUUUGCACAUUGCAGCUGCACCGAACGUCACCUGGUGGGGGGAGGGGGCAGACUCGUCUUAGCGCCCGCAGCUGGGGAGGGAGCCCCUCGCUAGCACAGCAUGUGGGGUGUGCCUUCCCCGCCCGGCCGCUGGCCCAGGGGGUGGCUCACGGGGUCCCCAGUGCACGUGGGGGCAGAGCACUUUCCUGCGCUUGGCUGUGAUGAGAGCUGACGCCCCGGGGCUCCGCGCGUGGUGAGCUUUGCCGCUGCGCUGGGAGGCUGCUCUGAGCAGGGGCAGACCUAGUGUCCUAGUUCACAUAGGGGUGUCUACAUACGAUAGAUUUCAUCUUAUGUCUUCCUUUUUCCUUUUCUUUUACAAUGUAUUCAGUGGACAGAUUAAUUGUCUGUCUUGCUGAAACCUCACAUGUAAUUUCAUGGUGUUAACAAUUUAUGGUUAAAGGAGGCUCCAUAUUGAACUUCUAUGAAAACCAGAUUAUUUCUUUCUCAGAAUGGUUUAAAGUUUGAAAUCCAAUAUGAUAACUUGUAUUAGGAAGGGAUUGGGGGAAGGAGAGAUAUUGUACCUAAAUAGUAUUCACAGGCAUAUUAAACAAGACGUGGCCGUCCUUAUAAAGAGUGAAGAAGUGCUUGGUGCUGGUGGCUGUGUGGGGCCGUGGGCCGUGUUCCGCUGCGCCGUGGGGGCUGGAGUUGCGGAGGAGGGAGGCCUCAUGGGGGGCAUGCAUUUAUCCUUCAGGCUUCCGUGACACUUGGAAAAGGAAGAGGAGCAGUGUCUGCAAAACAAAGUAUUUUUAUUUUUUGUAUUUAUUAAGUGGAAAAAAAAAUGAAUCCCAUGAUGUCCUUAUUCUGCGGUGGAAUUUAAUUACAUUGUUAAAAAUAAAGUUAUAUAUUUUCCCCCUAAU
This is a messenger RNA of Choloepus didactylus (southern two-toed sloth), 2650 nucleotides long. RefSeq names its product ubiquitin conjugating enzyme E2 G2 (gene UBE2G2). Gene Ontology annotation, cellular component: cytosol; endoplasmic reticulum. The transcript has 6 exons. The record is from RefSeq and is a predicted model, not a curated record. Lineage: Eukaryota; Metazoa; Chordata; Mammalia; Pilosa; Megalonychidae. The coding region runs from base 214 to 915 and encodes 233 amino acids.